AAUGGUAACGGGUAUAGAAAGGAAAAAGAAAAAGGGUCUGAGACCGAGGGAGUAUCUUACCCAAAACCCAAUUGAAGUCUGCAGAAGUCGAGUAUGGAGUUUGUCCAUCUUAUUCAGGACUAAGGAGUGUGUCAAUAAAUGGGGCGAAAAUUGGAAUGGGCAGGAAGUGGAAAGCACAUGGGAGGGAUUCCAAGGAAGAUGGUAUUCAUGGCAGUAGGGGGAUUCGCUAAGGCAGUAGCCAAUCUUCUCAACACCACCUCCGUUCAUAAUGCGGAUACACUUGUUCAUCUUGUCCGAUCUCGACCCCCUGGGGUACCCCUCAUCACUGUUAGCAAUCACAUGUCCACGUUGGAUGAUCCAGUCAUGUGGGGAUUCCCUGGCUUUCCAUCCUUUGAUGCAAAUUUGGCUCGAUGGGUACUCGCCGCAGAAGACAUUUGUUUCAAAAAUUCCGUGCUGUCUUAUUUUUUUCGCCUUGGUAAAUGUAUACCUAUUACUAGGGGUGCUGGAAUUUAUCAAGAACACAUGAAUGAAGCUCUUGAACACUUGGGCAAUGGCGCAUGGCUGCAUACAUUUCCAGAGGGAAAAGUUUUGCAAGAGGAUGCACCAAUUAGACGAUUAAAAUGGGGAACUGCAAGUCUCAUUGUCCGUGCCCCUGUAACCCCAAUAGUCUUGCCCAUUGUUCAUCAAGGUUUUGGGGAGGUGAUGCCUGAGAAUUAUUGGUUUGGAAGAAGGCCUCCUUUUCCGUUAUGUAACAAAAGAAUUAACAUAGUUGUUGGUGAGCCAAUAGAAUUUGAACUUCCUAAAAUGAGGCAAAUGGCAAUUUCUAUGUCUCGUAAAUUGCAUUUUCCUAGCAAAGGAUGGCCCAGUAUUUCCUAUUAUGGACUGGAUGAAACAGCACAGAGGUGUCUCUACAUGGCUAUUUCAGAGAAAAUCCAAAAUGUCAUGGAAAGCUUAAGAUGUUUGGGUAAAAGUUUUCUGAAGUAAAGGGUCUAAAUUUUGUGCAUCUUGAGUAUGAGAGAAUUUGGCUGUUCUUUCCUUUGAAGCAUGUGAAACGGCAGAGAAUAUAUGUUCAGCUAUUUAAAUAACUUCCAGUACUGAUAAAGAUUUUUUCCUGAUGUUCUGGAGAGGUUUGGUGGUUUAUGAGAUUUUGUUCUCUAAUUGAUAUUUUAUUAUUUAUUUAAACUUCCUUUUAUUAAACAAA
Molecule: messenger RNA, 1201 nt
Organism: Hevea brasiliensis (rubber tree)
Lineage: Eukaryota; Viridiplantae; Streptophyta; Magnoliopsida; Malpighiales; Euphorbiaceae
Product: N-acylphosphatidylethanolamine synthase
Exons: 5
Coding region: 139-984 (281 amino acids)
Biological process (GO): phospholipid metabolic process
Source: RefSeq, a predicted model, not a curated record